Mugil cephalus (flathead mullet) is the source of this 1938-nucleotide messenger RNA. It is a transcript of the gene tex9, whose product is annotated as testis expressed 9. The record is from RefSeq and is a predicted model, not a curated record. The transcript has 13 exons. Lineage: Eukaryota; Metazoa; Chordata; Actinopteri; Mugiliformes; Mugilidae. Bases 561 to 1874 code for a protein of 437 amino acids.
UGCUGUCAAACAUGGCGUGAUGCAUGGGUACAAAUAAAGUCGAGUGUACACGGCAAACCUGACAGCAGGUAAACAACCAGCCAGUCCCUGCGGUGAGCCCUGCCCCGCACCUUAUGGGAUUUCUCUACAUGUGCAUGAUAUUCUGUACCACAUCUCUUGACGACCUUUGAAGUUGAGAUUAUUCAUGUGUGAAGGUUUCACUCAAAGUUUCUCUUGUCUUCCUACCAUUCUCAGUAGCAUUAGUUGUAGGUUGCAGGUGCACAUGCUAGCUUCUUUGUCCGUCCCUCUGUAGUCAGCAUGGACUGACUGUCAAAACAGGUCAGGUUUAAGGUGAGGACAGAGGAAUCAGGGGAAGUUACUACAGCUGAUACCGUGCUUGCAUAUAGCAUCAUUCAGUAUGAUUUUCAUAAAUAUGUGAUUACAUAAUAACACAAUAACCAGCUAUUAUCACUUAUUUUACAAAACAGCUAGCACAUAAUAAAUUUUUAAUUAAUAUAUAUUUAAAUUUAGAUAUAGUGAUUACACUGUUUGAUAACCUAUUGGUUGUAAAAAUAAAAUAAAUGAAAAUCUACUUAAAAUGUUUCUUAACGGCUGCCGUACUAUGCGCGCACAAUUUGGUGUUGCUAUGCAACCGCAACCGCGUCGCCUCGUUGGGUGUCAUCAUGGCUGGAAGAAGUUCUGAUAAAAAGCUCGUCACCGUCGUUCCGCAGGUGAAGAAACGCCCGUCCUCCACCAGUAAGACUGAGAGGUCCAAGAAGGUUGAAUUAAGGCCACAGGCAAAAUCUGCCAGUGGUCCAUCACAGAAGCUCACAGACGACCUUUUUGCUAAAGAAGAGCAAUACAAACAAAUAAAUGCAGAGUUGGAAGCCAAAACAACAGAGAUAGUGAGGCAGGCAGAACAACUUAUGAGAGAACAGAGUGAUGUUCUGUCAAAGCCCUUAUCGAAGGUCCUGCUCACAGAUACUGAAGAUGAAGAAGAUUCCAGGAUGACAAAGCAUCACUAUGGCUCUGUGCAGGAAGCUGGUGUGAAGGUGGCGACCAAAAAAAGAGUCACAUCAACAUCACAAAAGAUGCGCACUGCAAAACAGGGAAAGGAAACCUUAGAUGUGUCUCACGUGGAAGAUUUUGCAGCCGUUGAAGAUUCAGCUGAGCUUUUCUUGGCAAAAACGAUCCGUAGCAUGGAGGAGAAGAUGAACGAUGCUGCUGCUCAUGAAAAUGUUGUGGAUGAUCUGUCUAAUAUUGGAGAAAAUGUAGGAUCAGGCAUUGCUGAUGCUCAAAUACGAGUUCUCAAGGCAAAACUGCGAAUUAUGCAAGAGGAACUGGAUCAAAUAACCUGUGAAUACUAUAAGAAGGAUGAUGAAAAUGUGAAGCUUAGUGCAAAAAUUAAGGAACUUGAGGAGGAACGAGCCAGACUGCAGAGGACCACGAGCGUCCAGCAAACGCAGAUUGAGAAGCACAGAGCUUUAGCUGAAGAGUCCACCAAGAAAUGUGAUGGUCUUCAGCUGCAAGUGUCUGGUUUGCACAAGGAAAUAGAAAAUCUGAAUAGAGCUCACAAACAAGCAGCAGCUGUCCACGGCACUGUGGAGGUUCGCUUAAACAGAGCUCUGGAGGAGGUGGAAAAGCUGAAGACUCAACUGAACAAGAUGAAGCAGGUGAACAAGGACAAGAUAAGUGAGGAGCACCAGAGCAAAGAAAAUCUACUUGCUGAAAACAAAAUGCUAAAAAAACAGAAAGCUGAACUCAUUGUGGGUUUCAAGAAACAACUCAAGCUCAUUGACAUCCUCAAAAGACAAAAGAUGCACUUUGAAGCUGCCAAGCUCUUGUCCUUCACAGAAGAGGAGUUCAUGAAUGCUCUAGACUGGGGGAAGACAUAAACAUAAGUCUCUCAGAGUUUGAUUCAGAUAUAUUUCAAAAGUGUGUUUUGGAUUCAGGGGGGAU